CGGUGAGAAGCAGUCGGUCGCCGAAGUCCGCGCUUGCUCGCCAUGUCGCUGUUGGUGCGCGGGGUUUGCGCCGCGGGCGCCCGGGGCAUGUCGCUGGGCGCCGGGUCGCGCUGCUGCUGCAGGAGGAGCUUCUGGGCAGGCGGCUGCGGGUCGCCGUCGGGAGCUUCCCGCUGGGCUGAGAGACUCGGCUGGGGCGCUGCGGCGGCGGCGGCGGCAGCGGCGCUGGCCGGGCUGGGGGUGGCCCGGCGGGCCGAGAUGGAGCAGCAGAUGCGGCGGGGGCAGCUGGCAGGCGGCGGCGGCGGCGGCCGGGAGGCGGAGGGCGACGACGAGCUGGCGCUGCGUUGCGAGCGCUUCAUGGCUCCGCCGGUGAGCGGGCUGGGCGAGCUGCGCGACCGCCGCGGGGCCAUGCGGAGCCGCAUGGAGCUGCUCAUCAUGGAGACGCAGAGCCAGGUGUGCAACGCCCUGGCCCAGGUCGACCGCGGAGCCCAGUUCACCGUGGACCGCUGGGAGAGGAAGGAAGGUGGGGGAGGCAUCAGCUGCGUACUGCAGAAUGGAGAAGUCUUUGAGAAGGCCGGAGUUAAUGUAUCUGUUGUUUUUGGACACCUUUCUGAAGAAGCAGCUCAACAGAUGAGAAGCAGAGGGAAAACCCUGAAGGGCAAAAGUGGAAAACUGCCUUUUUGUGCUAUGGGAGUCAGCUCCGUUAUUCAUCCAAAGAACCCUCACGUACCCACCAUACACUUCAACUACAGAUACUUUGAAAUUGAGGAGGCCGAUGGUACGACACAGUGGUGGUUUGGUGGUGGAACAGACCUAACUCCAACUUACUUGGACAAAGAUGACGCCGUUCAUUUCCACAAAACUCUGAAGGAAGCCUGUGAUCGGCAUAAUCCAGAGCUGUACCCCAAGUUUAAGAAAUGGUGUGAUGAUUAUUUUUAUAUCAAGCACCGAGGAGAACGACGAGGGAUUGGAGGCAUAUUUUUUGAUGACCUGGACUCUCCUUCAAAAGAAGAAGUCUUUCAGUUUGUGCAGAGUUGUGCCAAAGCCAUUGUGCCUUGCUAUGUUCCCAUUGUGAAGAAGCACUGCCACGACACAUUCUCACCUGAGGAAAAAUUGUGGCAGCAGAUCCGCAGAGGGAGGUAUGUGGAAUUCAAUCUUGUUUAUGACAGAGGUACUAAGUUUGGACUUGCAACACCAGGAUCUAGGAUUGAAAGCAUUCUUAUGUCUUUGCCACUCACUGCCAGGUGGGAAUACAUGCAUUCUCCUCCAGAGAAUUCCAGGGAAGCUGAAAUCCUAGAAGUUUUGCGCCAUCCAAAAGACUGGGUGCCCUGACAAGCUGCGUCGGCUCCACACAGCCAGCCAUGAAGAAAGGACACAAACUCCUGCCUGCUUGCUCAUAAAACUGCCAUUGUGUGGCAGUUAGUUUUUUUAUCUACUUAUUCUCUUAUCAUGUGCCUUAGAAAUAGUGUUUCAAAUUUGUUAUGUGUAAAUAUCCAUUUUAAAAGCCACAAGCUGCUCCAUUAGCAGUUUCUUGGUGGGAGGAUCACUUGACCAUUUCUACCGGUAUGAUGCACUGCUGAAAAUGCAAUGGGCUUGGUGCAGAGGCAGCAUAACAAGGUGAGAUGCGCUCAAAAUGUGGUCGGCACACACUGCCCUAAAACUCUGCACCAGCUCCUAAGGUUUAGACCCAAAGCUGUUUUUCCAGGAACCUCCCUUGAUUUACCCUCCUAAUUGGCAUGAUUCUUUUAUAGGCUAUCUUAACCCAUUUCAGAAGUUAAGAGUUGCUUUCUCUUUAAAUCCACUUUGUGUCCUAUGGGGUCAUGUAUUUUAAAGCGAGUUGCUUGUCCUUUUGAUCUGCAAUAAUUUCCUCGAAUGAGUAAUAUGAUGGGGAAUAUUUUGCAAUGAGAACAAUGUAAAAUAAAUUUGCACAGUGGUUUCCUGUCACUAGGUCACCAGUUGAGGUUCCUGUAAUA
Lacerta agilis (Sand lizard) is the source of this 1970-nucleotide messenger RNA. It is a transcript of the gene CPOX, whose product is annotated as coproporphyrinogen oxidase. The transcript has 7 exons. Gene Ontology annotation, cellular component: cytoplasm; mitochondrial intermembrane space. Gene Ontology annotation, molecular function: coproporphyrinogen oxidase activity. Lineage: Eukaryota; Metazoa; Chordata; Lepidosauria; Squamata; Lacertidae. The record is from RefSeq and is a predicted model, not a curated record. The coding region runs from base 43 to 1329 and encodes 428 amino acids.